Xiphias gladius (swordfish) is the source of this 1799-nucleotide messenger RNA. RefSeq names its product syntaxin-2-like. Gene Ontology annotation, biological process: intracellular protein transport; exocytosis; synaptic vesicle fusion to presynaptic active zone membrane. Lineage: Eukaryota; Metazoa; Chordata; Actinopteri; Istiophoriformes; Xiphiidae. Gene Ontology annotation, cellular component: SNARE complex; endomembrane system; plasma membrane. The transcript has 9 exons. The record is from RefSeq and is a predicted model, not a curated record. Gene Ontology annotation, molecular function: SNARE binding; SNAP receptor activity. The coding region runs from base 307 to 1134 and encodes 275 amino acids.
CAGACGAGGAAAAGGCCUCGGCCGCCCCGUUUCUAAAACAAUGAACGGGUGUUUCCGUUGGGCCUGCUCCGUCUACCUGCCGCUUGAACACACAGGUGGUAGGUAGCCUCUUUGUCUGCUACCCCCCCGGUAACGCGCAUGCGUGCGCGAGCUCUUUACCAUACAGGUGCUCAACCCACCAGAGGACACGCAGCAGGUAGAGGCCGGGCCUCAAUCGCGAGCACCGAAAGCCACAGAAAGAUCCGCACUCCUCUUUGUUGCUGUGAUCAUGGGCGGGGCGCAUGACAGUAACUGCAGCGGGAUGAUAUGACAGAUACAGCAGAGAGCAGGGUCAACAUGGAGGAUUUUUUCAGAACGGUGGGAGAGGUGAGAAGCCUCAUUGAAAAAAUCUCCUGUCAAGCAGAGGAGGUGGAGAGUAGACAUGGCGCCAUCCUCUCCUCUCCAGACCAAGACAAGAGGAAUAAAGAUGAGCUGGAGCUGCUGAACAGCGAGAUCAAGAAGGGCGCCAACUCGGUGCGAGCCAAGUUGAAAUCCAUGCAGAAAAACAUGCCUGUGGAGGAGCACGGUGAAAGUGCCUCAGUAAUCCAGCGGAUAGAGAAGAACCAGCAGUCACACCUGACCCGGUGCUUUGCUGAAGCCAUGCGGGGCUACCAUAAGGCACAAAUAUCCUUCAGAGAGAAAUGCAAAGCGCAAAUUCAGAGACAACUGGAGAUUGUGGAUAAAGUGACAACAGAUGAAGAGUUGGAGGAGAUGCUGCACCGUGAUAAUCUUGCCAUCUUCAUAUCUGAUAUAAACUCGGACGCUCAGAUUUCUAGCCAGGCUCUGAGUGAGAUUGAAUCUCGUCAUCAAGACAUCAUCUUCCUCGAGUCCGCCAUCAAAGAGCUGCAUGAGAUAUUUGCUGACACUGCCAUGCUGUUGGAGAUUCAGGGGGAGCUGAUCAACAACAUAGAAAAGAAUGUGGCAAGUGCUGCAGAGUAUGUGGAUAUGUCCAAAGCAGAAACCAAUAAAGCAGUCACAUACAAGAAGAACCCAUACAAGAUAGCAUCCUUCCCGAGCUUCUUCAAAGCCUUCAAGAGGCAAACCACUGCUAAAACUGCUGCUGAUCAAAACAUCUCAGACUUAAACCAUGACUGAGCUCCUGAAUCUGUUUUGAAGACUGACUGCAGCUAACACACAGAUCAACAGAAAAGCCUGUGCGCCAUUGAAAACACUUCAUCUGAUUACAGUACGGUGCCUGUCUGCCAUCUGGGAGGCCUUCUUUCUAAGGGAGAGUGAGGAAGCUGUUAUUUUUAACUUUAAUGGUGAAUUCGAAUUUGAACUACUAUAAUAAUGAUCUGUCCAAUUAAAAUGCCAAGCCUGUGGACAGGCCUUGCAAGCUAGUUUGUGAGCCUACCUGUGGACUGCUAAAAGGGCAAAUGCAGCAGAGGACACUGCCAUACAACCAAAAAAACAUACAAUAUAAUUUUAAGUUCUUUGUCUGUGUUUACAGACUCCCAAUCCCGAGACUCUUGCCCUCAGCCCCAUUUCCAUUACAAUAACUAAACUGGUCAAAACAAUCUUAAAACAUUAACUCACUUGUUCCUCUUAGUGGUCAGUAGGUGGCAUGACAACAUCAGAUGCAACUCUGAACCAGGAUCAUUCACUUCCUAUCUGCAGUCCUGUUGGUGUUUUUGUCUGAUACUGUGUGUGUUACUAAUGCAAUGCAAUGUAAUGUCAUGUCAUGUUGUCUGAUACUCAGAAAGGAAUGUCAGUUGUGGUGACCAUUCCAAUCCUGAAUUAAAUCUAUUGUAUGUGGUGAA